Molecule: messenger RNA, 1011 nt
Organism: Apodemus sylvaticus (European woodmouse)
Lineage: Eukaryota; Metazoa; Chordata; Mammalia; Rodentia; Muridae
Product: vomeronasal type-1 receptor 44-like
Exons: 2
Coding region: 1-1011 (336 amino acids)
Biological process (GO): G protein-coupled receptor signaling pathway
Cellular component (GO): membrane
Molecular function (GO): pheromone receptor activity
Source: RefSeq, a predicted model, not a curated record
AUGUCUAUAGAGGUCACUCUGUGCCAAAAACAGUUCUAUAGUUGGUGGGUUUUUCUAUUUGCUUCCUACCCACAUACAAUGAAUAAAGACAACUUAGUGCACACUGACACAAACAUGAAAAUCAUCCUGUUCUCUGAAGUGAGUGUUGGGAUCUCAGCUAAUGGUAUCCUUUUUUUUGCCAAAAUCUGCAUACUCCUUGGUGGGAACAGGCCUAAGCCCAUUGAUCUCUACAUUGCUUUCUUGUCCCUAACCCAACUAAUGCUGCUUACAACUAUGGGACUCAUAGCCAUGGACAUGUUUAUGCCUUGGGGGAGAUGGGGUUUUAACACAUGCCAAUCACUUAUCUGUUUGCACAGCCUUCUUUGGUGCCUCACCCUUUGUGCAGCCUGCCAGCUGAAUGUCCUUUGGACCAUCACUCUUAGUCCUGGAAACUCCUGUUUAACAAAGUUUAAACAUAAAUCUCCCCAUCACAUCUCAGGUGCCUUUCUUUUCCUCUGUGUUCUCUAUAUGUCUUUCAGCAGUCACUUCUUCAUAUCGAUUAUUGCUACCCCUAACUUGACCUCAGAGAGCUUUAUGUAUGUUACUCAGUCUUGCUCACUUCUACCCAUGAGUUACUCCAGAACAAGCAUCUUUUCCACAAUGCUGUCCAUCAGGGAAGCAUUUAUAAUCUGUCUCAUGGCCCUGUCCAGCAGGUACAUGGUGGCUCUCCUACGGAGGCACAAGAAGCAGGCUCAGUAUCUUCACAGCACCAGACUUUCUUCAAAAGCGUCCCCAGAGCAAAGGGCCACCAGGACCAUCAUGCUGCUCAUGAGCUUCUUUGUGGUUCUCUGCACCUUGGACACUGUUGUCUUUUACUCAAGGAUGAUGUUCAAGGAUGGCCCAAUAUUCUACUGUGUACAAAUUAUUGUGGCCCAUAGCUAUGCCACAGUCAGUCCUUUUGUGUUUAUUUGCAAUGAAAAGCAUGUAGUUAAGUUUUGGAGGUCAAUGUGUGGCAGCAAAAUAAAUAUUUGA